Molecule: messenger RNA, 234 nt
Organism: Prorocentrum cordatum
Lineage: Eukaryota; Dinophyceae; Prorocentrales; Prorocentraceae
Source: the annotation of a GenBank genome assembly
GUGAAAUCGAUGCCAUGGCUCGCACCAUGGGCAACGGAGCUGAACGAGAGCAACAAAAACUUGAAGGAGGCUGAGAUCAGCUUGAUCUCCAUCGUGCAGGGCAACGACGGUGACCACGACAUGGAUGCGUGCAAGACGAUGUACGUUGAGGCCCAGACGCUCUACCAGAACAUCAUGCCGAUCCAGGAGUCCGUGAGCAAUGCUAACAAGGCGAUCAAGAAGAACGCAGCGUGA